Messenger RNA from Pyrenophora tritici-repentis Pt-1C-BFP, 3279 nucleotides. RefSeq lists its product as uncharacterized. The record is from RefSeq and is a predicted model, not a curated record. NCBI's taxonomy places the organism in Eukaryota, Fungi, Ascomycota, Dothideomycetes, Pleosporales, Pleosporaceae.
AUGGCAGAAGUUGUGGCGAUCAUUUCUGGUCUCUUUACGGCAGGAAACGCUCUAAACACUUUUGCACAACAAGUCCGUAAAUGGAAGCAACUAUCCGAACGACUAUUCGAUAUCAGUGAGGGACUUGACUUUGCACAACUCUCUUUGGACAGAUGGCAAGAUAGAUACGACAUCCAAGUUCAACGCCCGGAUUUGCAUACGCGAGCUUUGUUCGGAAAGGAGGGCCAUGAUCGGAUCAUGGCUACACUGGGGAUGAUAAAGAUUAUAUUCCGGAACAUCGAAAACGGCAUCAAGCGAGCGAGGGGCGUGGCGCUCAAGGCACAACCUACAGGUCGUGCAGGUAUCCACAACACCACAGACGAUGAACGAGUGAAAGAAUGUUUGUGGAUGAUACGGCGUAGCAGCAUAUGGUCGUAUACAUUCUUUAUGAGCGUCAUGGGCAAAGCCGAUGAGUUAGAGGUGGAGCUUAAGCGACUGCAAUAUAAGAUCACCCUGCUCGACCAAUUUUCCGACUACUUCUUCGAAAGAGAACAUCCAGAAAACUUCUCCAGAAUCAAGCGACUUCCAGGACGGCGUUUGUACAUCAAGUUCGGCGAUGGUAGAACGAACAUGAUACCAAAAGAAGUUUUGGAUGUGGUCAGUGCACAGAGGGAUGCUGAGCUCCUACAUCGAUGUAGUAUACCCAGUCGGGGAAACCGAUUGCAUAUCGGACUCUCUGUACCGCGUAUCUACAAAAGAGACUUUGCGCUGUUGUUAAGCAUGAGUGAAGAGAGCCAUGAAGUACUUGUGCAUCCAAAGAAGAUCAAAAGAAGUCCUUAUAUGAUUCCGCAAGAUCUUGCUACUGCGGUAUCAGCGCUUGCAUAUGAACGGCAGGGCAUUAGCUAUCUCUCACCUCUCUCAUCGAAUUCUGCAGGAUUUGAGAUCAGAUAUCCUCCAACGACUCUACUGGCCGAUCUCGAGUAUAAGGACGCUUUGGCGAAUAUCAUACGGAACCAGCACACCUCCCUCAGCUCACGAAAACUCUACUCUCAAGACCAGAACGCGAUAGCGAGUGGCAUCGCACAGGGCUCUGCUCGACUCAUAGGAAGUCAGUGGCUGACUUUCCUCGACUGCGCAAACGUUCGAUGGCGCAGAACCAAAGAUGGCCAAUGGACUUGUAUGUUGACUGCAACUCCUGGGCUAUCGUCGACCACUCGCGCUUUGGAGCAAUGUCGCGAAGCCAACCAUCGGAGAAGAGACGAACGCGAUAUCUCCCAGCAUAUCCAAAUCUUCCGCAUCGGACUUGUCCUAGCCGAAAUUGCGCUCAAAUCUCCUAUCUCUUACAUUGAAUUCGACAGCACAACGUACACAGUCAGAAUGUACGUCAACGACGGCCGGGAAAUAGGGGCACAUGAGAUCGCGUCGGAAGUUGAACUCAAGAGCAACAUGCUGUUAGCAAAUAUGGUGUUCUUUUGUCUCAAUGUAUUGCAAGAUAAUCGGGUCAUGGGGGAGAGAAGUAUCGAUGGGAGUUAUUUCGAGACUGUGUCUAAGCAGGCGGAAGAGCUCGACAAUCGCCUAUACUUCGCAAACUACCCUCAAAGCUCAAUGGAGGGGCUGGUGGACUGUUCAGCAUCGACUGGGGCUACGACACAGAAGCCCAAGUACGACAACUUCUACUCACCACAGAAUGAGGAGUUCUACUCCAAGUUCCAGUAUUGCGACCUGAAUACAAAUGAACGUCGCAUACGUCUCCUUCGAGUUCACCCGUCCCUAGAGAUGGACGACAAGAAGAGCCGGACACAAUGUGAACUUCUUGAUAAUAUAUCAAUGGCAGACAAGAAAGGUCAUUACACUACUCUGUCAUAUUGUGCUGGAGAUCCCAAGAAAACGGAGAUCAUCACUGUCAACGGCAUAGAGUUUAACGCGUUUGCCAACCUAGGUCAUGCGCUUCGACAAGCUCGGCAUUUUUGGAGGGAUAGAUUCGACGGACAAGAGCUCCUCCUUUGGGCAGACCAAGUUUGCAUCAACCAAAGUAAUCCAUCGGAACGAUCACACCAGGUUGGCUUUAUGGCCGAAAUCUACAAGAAUGCCACUCAAGUACUCGUGAGCUUGACUUCAGAGGGUGAUCGCACGGGUGGACUUGGAUGGAUAUCUCAAACCAUUCCUCCGGAAGCAAUACGUCAAGCUGUGGAUACCUUUUCUCAAAGUGUUAUGAGAAAGGAUAACUUUAACUUUCCCUGGCACGACGGCUCCACAGUUGCAUCUAUCGUGGAGUACUACCAAAGGAUGUCCCCUAUUAGGGAUAUCCAUGUCUCCUGGACUACCUUUGUCGAUACCGUUCUGAAUAGCCCUUGGUGGGCCCGAGCAUGGAUCCGUCAAGAGUUUAUAUUAUCGCCUGAUGCCUAUCUCAUGGCCAGCUUCGACUAUACACAUUGGCUGAAUCUUGUGAGUGUCUUAGGGGAAAACCCACCGGAUCUCGCUAGAGACAUUGAAACGAACAAUGCUCGCUGUAGCUACUCAAUGUGUCUUGUUUGUGCAAAUAAAUCACCCCCACGCUCAGACCAACGAUACAAUCGGAGAGUAGUCCGCAGAUUGAUAGCAUUAAAGAUAGAUUGGUCUGAUGGCCUCAGACGGACACUGUUGAGCUGGUUGACGGACCGUUUUGUACUGAGAGCCUCGGACCCCAGAGACCAGAUUUACGCGUUACUUGGUCUGGCCAGUGAGAGUUACGGUGUCCAGCCCGAUUACGUACACAACAAGUGUAUUGAUGAUGUUUACAUUGAUGUGGCAAUAGCAUGCAAUAAGUACUACGGCUACCUCGCUACCCUAAGCGUGUCCACUGCAUAUGGACCUCCAUCAUGGGUUCCGACCUGGUCUUCAGAAUGGCAUCACGUCCAUCUCGAAGCGUAUCAAAGACAGCAUCACAAGUAUCCACUACUCAAGUCAGAUGAGUUUGGCCGUAAAGAUGGAAUACUGCCUGUACGAGGAAUCUUCCAUGGGAUUCUGUAUGAGUCCAACGAGCUUUACGGUGAUGUUAAUAGGGCAUUUCAGACGUCAAAGCUCAAACGGAUCACAGUACCAAACGCAAUAACAGAUGUAAUACCCGGGGACGAAGUUUGGAUGCUUUACGGAUGUUCUUAUCUCAACGUGUUCAGACCGAAAGGAGAAUACUAUAGAUUCAUUGGUCAGACCAACGAUCUGUACUCGGACCCCUUACCGGAACUUCCUACUCUCAUUGAAGAGGUCAUCACAUUGACAGAGGCAAACGAUCAUAUGAUUAGGUGGAUUGAGAUAUGCUAG